AUGGGCUUCUUUGGUCUACUUCGUUGUUGUUGCGGGGGACGCCGGAGGAAACAUCCAGACUCUAUUGGCAGGUACCCAUAUGUGCCACAUGAACAGCCAGCUCUUGAUCCUGUACUACCAACCAAAGAACGUGUUGUCGAGACUACUACGAAAGCCAAAGAGCAAAUCACGCCUCCACCAGAUUACUCAGUAAACUCCUUGUCCGAGGUGCAAACCGUUGUCUCAUCUGCUCCAGAUCCCGGUGAUAUCAGCCCUUCUUCCUCAUACACCAAGAAACAAGAUGAAAAGAAGGACAUUGCAGCCCGGCCCAUCAAGCCAAUGCGUAAGCGCCUUGACAAGGAAGCAAGAUACUCGACAGACGAUGUGCAACUAGGGUCAUAUACUAAGGCGACCAAUGGACAAGAACCGAAGAGUCUCUUGAAGACACCACUGCCAGCUAGUUCGUACGAGAAGAACAAAGAGACCACUACAAAACCUUUUGUUUUUACCGCCGGCAAGGGAAGCACGCAAGCUGAGAAGAAAACUACCGUAUCUUCUUCUUCUUCUUCUCCUCCAACAACGAGACCUAAGAAACCACUCCCCCUCCGCCCAAAAUCCACCAUCCCAACCUACCCAUCUCCCCCCUCCCUCUCCCCCUCUCCCUCUCCCCCUUCCUCCCCCAUCUCCCCAACCACUACCACCCUCCCCUCCCGCCAAACCACCGCCCCAACAACCCUCACAACCACCACCUUCCCUCCUCCCCUCCCACCCCACCCCCCUCCAACCCCGGCGCCACCUGCCCCAAAUGCGCCUCCCCCAACAAACUCCUCACCACGCAAUCUUCCAACCUCAACAACGGCCGCCCCUACCGCCUCUGCACCAACCGCUCCUGCGGCUCCUGGAACGGCUUCACCGAUACCCGCGAUGGAUGCGAGCGGCCGCAGGAAGGCGUUUUAUAGUUGUCAGUUCAAGGCGUGUGGGGCGUGGAGGGAGUGUGAGGGUGAGGAUGGAGGGGCGAAGUGGUUUGGGAGGGAGGAGAUUGGGGAGAUGGUUGAGGGGGGUAGGAUUUGA
Messenger RNA from Bipolaris maydis ATCC 48331, 1050 nucleotides. The record is from RefSeq and is a predicted model, not a curated record. NCBI's taxonomy places the organism in Eukaryota, Fungi, Ascomycota, Dothideomycetes, Pleosporales, Pleosporaceae.